GUUACCCCCGGGCUCCCGUGUGAGACUCUCCGGUGCAGGCCGUGACCGCACCACCCGGGGACACUCAUGUCUUCACCAACACCCACUUGCUGUCACACGGAGCUCGGGCUAAGGGAAGUGCGACGAGGUUUAACUAUAUAAAUAUGAAGUACAAUAUUUUACAUUGUUCUCCAGCCGUGAAGUAGCAGAAAUAAUAUUUCUAUGGUGAAGAUUUUAUUGUAACUUCUUCAAUGCCAAACAAAGAGGAACCUCCGUUCUUUAACGAAGAUAAUUUUGGGUCUUUUCACCAUAAGCUGCCUGUCUAUGAGACAAUGGAGCUCUUCAUUGAAACGCUUACAGGAACAUGCUUUGAAUUACGAGUGUCACCGUUUGAAACUGUGGUUUGCUUGAAAGCCAAAAUCCAAAGGCUGGAAGGAAUCCCAAUUUCUCAACAGCAUUUAAUCUGGAACAAUGUAGAACUGCAGGAUGAAUUCUCCUUAAGAGAUUACAACAUUUCUGAGGGCUGCACACUGAAGCUGGUACUGUCUAUGAGAGGAGGUCCAGUAAACACGCGCAGAGUGGCACUAGAGGACCCAAUCAGGGAAAUAGCUGAGUACAUGGACUCCUAUCGAGAUGACCUGCGGGAAAAAGCUUCGGAUAAACAGGUGACAUUUCUUGUGUAUCGGGAAGGAGACCAGCUGAAUUUCUUUCGGAUUGUAGACAAAGAUGGCUCGCUCACACCGCUGUCUGAAUCCCUCAGCAGAGGUUCCAUUAAUAACUUGUACACAGAAGAAGAUGAUGACGUUGAGGCUUCUCCAUCAGGUCAACAUAUUUUAGAAAAUGCAAUCACAAUGAACAAAGUCAAGCUGUUGAAAUCAAAGAUGGAGAAAAUGAACCUCAAUAAAAAGCCUAAGAAGAAGCUGAAGCCCAGAUCCCCUGUGACUCAUCAUUCCUCAAAUAAUUCAGUAGCGUCUGCUCGUCAGAAGCUUCUUAGGGUUCUCCCAGCCAUUGGACAGUCCUGCCUACCUCCUGUGAGUCCACAUCCUUCUAAGUCUUCCCACAAUGCACCUCAUACUGAAUUGGACGCUGCUAGGACAAGGACAAUGUCACCCGUUGGUUCAAAAUCUCUAAACCAAGACAGCAUUUCUGAUAAUGUGGCAUCUCCUACAAUCUGUAGUAUUGGGUUACCACCCAAAAUAUCCCGUGUAGACUUAGAAGGUACACAACACAGUAGAAGUAAAGCUCUGCAACCUCUUGCAUCAUUAGCCAUGGAAGAUUCUUUGACAGUUGAGAAUAGUUCCAUUCUACAUAACAAUCUAAACCUAUUUUCUUCUAAUGAUUCUGCAAGGCCGAUCACAGAUUCCUUCACUCUGUUCAGUCAGGUAAAACCUGAUGAUCCAUUUGGGGAGUUGUGCAGUUUGGAAAAAGUGAGCACAGAGUUUGGAUUCGCUGAUGGAAACCACGACUCUCCCACCAUUGACGCACACCAUAAAACCAUUUCUAAAGCUCUGAACACUGAAAGGAUGCAGACAGGAAUAGUAAACACUAGUGAGCUAAGCUCUCCAAGAAGCAGUCUCCUGCCACCCCUGCAUUACCCAUCACAGGUGGCACAUAACUCCUUCCACAAACCACGCCACCCCAAAUGCAUUGAGUUGGAAAGCUUGAGGCCUGCUAGCCCACAAAGACUGUUUAGUUCUCUCGAGGUACAUAACCGGGCGGAUGCUUCAUUUUCCAGGACUAAAUUUCAUGGGGUAAAGGUUGAGUCACCAGGAAAAAGACCGGAUAUAAUUUCUAAAUUAGAGGCUAGGGAAAUGACUGACGUGGCUAAUAAAGCUACCAAAGAGCCUGUAGGGACUUAUAGCAAUAUGGGAUUUUUUGCCUCGCUGGCUCGAGGCACAAGUAUGGACAAUCCGCACAAUUCCGGUAACCCUGGCAGGUUUCAUACGUCUGCUGCUGCCCUACCGGUUGGUCUCCAGCAUCUUCAGGAAGAGACCCUCCAGAAAACAUUCUCAAGAGAGACCGCACAGCUGCUAUUAAGAGAGAACAGGAGAAGUCAGCCUAGCGGGAAAGCUCUAGCUGAAGCAACACCCCUGUUUCCUCCAAUCGUAUCAAGUUUUCAGAGUAAAAAGAAAGGCGUAAACCGCUGUCAUGUUUGCGGGAGGAAAACGGGACUAGCGACCAGCUACGAAUGCAGAUGUGGAAACAACUUCUGUGCAUCCCACCGCUAUGCAGAGACUCACAGGUGCACGUAUGAUUAUAAGGCUUCAGGAAGGAGACGCCUGCAAGACUCCAAUCCUAUAGUGAGUGCACCGAAACUUCCUAAAAUCUAGCCCCGCGCGCGGCACUACGGACACGUCUUGCCUCCUUUUUAGAACACUUGCCCAGCAGCAGCUGUUUCCGUUUUACUGAAGAAGAAUGUGAAUGUUACUUAACACUCGCUCCUUUUUAAUGGAAAAAAUCUAAAGUUUCUGGUUUUAAUUUUUUUUUUUUCUUUCACUUUAAUUUCUGUUUUAAAGAAUGAUUUGUUUGGUGUUUUUUUAUAUAGCAGGCAAAUUCUAUUUCACUAGACAAAUCUUUGAAAAGAUGCACUUUACUGACUGAUAUUUACUGUGUAACCAGAGGAAUCUCUUCUAUGUGUGCGUUUGUCCUUAUUUUUUAUGUUUAAAUUAUUUCUACCUUUCCCUUAUGUUGUGGCUUUUUUGUCAGACUUGCAGUAUGUGAUACCGACAAGGCGGCAGCGGUUGCUAAUUUCAUUGGGGGAAUAACUAGUUGUUUUGCUAUUUUUUUUUAUCUGAUUCUUAAUGUCUUCUGAUUUAUAUAUAAAUAAAUAUUGCCUUUUAGUGUAUAA
Bombina bombina (fire-bellied toad) is the source of this 2827-nucleotide messenger RNA. RefSeq names its product AN1-type zinc finger protein 4. Lineage: Eukaryota; Metazoa; Chordata; Amphibia; Anura; Bombinatoridae. Gene Ontology annotation, molecular function: protein binding; zinc ion binding. Bases 231 to 2309 code for a protein of 692 amino acids. The transcript has 10 exons. The record is from RefSeq and is a predicted model, not a curated record.